This is a messenger RNA of Lytechinus pictus (painted urchin), 5319 nucleotides long. Its product is annotated as nonsense-mediated mRNA decay factor SMG5-like. The transcript has 21 exons. Gene Ontology annotation, molecular function: telomeric repeat DNA binding; telomerase RNA binding; protein binding. Gene Ontology annotation, biological process: nuclear-transcribed mRNA catabolic process, nonsense-mediated decay. The coding region runs from base 242 to 3391 and encodes 1049 amino acids. The record is from RefSeq and is a predicted model, not a curated record. Gene Ontology annotation, cellular component: telomerase holoenzyme complex. NCBI's taxonomy places the organism in Eukaryota, Metazoa, Echinodermata, Echinoidea, Temnopleuroida, Toxopneustidae.
AGGGCAAUGGUGAGCGGCGAUUGGGCAGGCGCAAGGGGUGCCAAAAACGGCGAAUUACGCAGCGGGGCUUCUAAGACAUAUAAUUAUUAUCCUAUGAAACGAUUUUCCAGUAUUUUCGCUUUCAGAUGACAUAUGGAAGUAAGCAUAUCGUAGCUCAUUGAAUGAAACAUAAAGGAAAAUACGUAAACUGAGCGACGAUUGGGCAGGGUACGGUACCCGGUUUCAAUGCGGCAUCGACAAAAUGGUGAAAGUAGGUGACUCGUCAGAAGAUGGAAAUGAAGGUCGUAUAUCGUUUAAGUCAGACGUGGAACGUCUUCAGCAGACUCGACGUGUUUAUAGGUCUGCCCAAGAUCUGACCCACAAGCUGGAGUCUGUUUUCAGGCACAAGCAGGCCUACAGGGUUGUCUUUGAGAAAGACUCAAUAGAAAUGCGCAUGAGAUUGCGUGAUCUUUGUGAACGUUUGAUGAUGCUUCAUCCGAUUGAUUUUGGGAGAAAAGCAGAAGAGAUUCUCUGGUGGAAAGUCUAUUAUAAUGUCAUUACCUUGGCUAAGAAGAGUAAAAAGUACAUACGCAGCGGUUCUUCCCUGGAGUGCGCGUACCGGACACACCUCUUGGCCGCUACAGGAUUCUACCACCAUCUCCUGAUGAGGUUACAGUGGGAGUAUGGCCUGCAGGAGAACCACAUCAUGGACUUCAUCAGCUUUCCAGAUCAAGACCAGGUCAAAGAUACCUGCAUGGAUGCCAAUAAACCAGAGGCAAAGGACUGGGCUCAGAAAGCCUGUCAUCGAUGUCUCAUCUAUCUUGGUGACUUGGCAAGGUAUAGGCAGGAAUUUGAAGGUCCUAGUAGUUGUCUUCUUGCUCAGCGAUUCUACCACCAAGCCCUGGUCCUGAACCCUGCCAUGGGCAUGCCUCAUAAUCAGCUGGGUACCCUGGCUGGAACGCGCUAUCAAGGACUCGAUGCAGCCUAUCAUUACUUGCGAUGCUGGCUAUCAGAUCUGAGGUUUGAUGGUGCUAUUGCGAACUUGGAAAAGGUGUUUGAAAGAAAUCAGAAGAGAUUUCACGAGUUGCCUUCGAGUCCAAGCCCCGAUCUUCCAGCAGAAUUACAGAGACCACGGGACAUCAAACAGUUUCUGAUUCGUUUCCUGUACCUGCAAGAGCUGUUCCAGCCGAGCAACAAGACAUCCACUGACACCCUGCCGUCGCUAUGUCAGGAGGUGCUGCAGGGCUUCCACCAGUGCAUGCUGCAUGGCGCCGUACCUCAUGCGAGGCAAAGGGACGAGGAGGGCAGAGAGAGCUAUCUGUCGAAUGAUAUUAUCUUCAAACUGGUUGUGCUGACUCUAAUGAGUACAUAUAGGCUGCAGAAAGCAGGUUCCAAACAGACAUCCACAGCUGUUGUCUUCACGCUAGCCUUGUUCUCAUACAUACUCAACCACCUGUGUGAGAAACUCAAUAAUGCUGUCUACAGAAAGAUUUAUCCCGACCAGACUGCUACUGCUUUCACAAAAGUCCAAGACUCGGGUGGAUCAACCGACGGCCGAGCCAGUCCGGCCAACACCAUCACACCUAUCCUGAGCCAGGAGGUAGACAGCGACGGAACUGUCAAACCGGCCAAGAAGAAGCAGCAGAAGAAGAAGCCCAAGACGGUGCUGAAGGCCAUGCGACGCCGUCGGAAGAGGGCCGGGAUGGGGGCCCACACCAGCGAGGAGUCUGACCUCAGCGAGGGGGAACCCGGGGAGGACGAUCGAUCCAAUGGUAGCUCUGGAGAGUCUGGGGAGGAGAGGGUUCUGGCUGCGGAAUCGGAUAGUGAUUACUUCAUGGACAGCCAGGAGCUCGAGCUAGAUGAUGAAGAGGCUUUGGAGAAACAUAAUGUUCAUGAGGAUUUGCAGACCCCACCCCCAGGAGAAGGCGAGGAGAUCGCCCUCACAAUCAUGAACGACAUCAUGGUGGAAGACAUGUCCUCUCAACUCAUCACCCCUCCCGCCGGCCCCAUCCACACCCCUCCCGGUAGGCGUAACAUCCGCCUAGCGCCAAGCUUCGACGCUUACACCAAGGAAACGUUGUCUUUAAAGACCAAGGAGGAUGGCCAGGAUAAGAAAGGGGGAUCCCCCAUGGGGUCCUCACAGACUUCUCCAGGAAAAGAAAACAUAGAUACCAAUGUGACCAGUGCUUCAACCAGCCCUACGGAACUACAGACCAGUCAGAUCCCUCUACCGCUCAUCAUGGAGAUAUUGACAAGCGAGGGCCUCCUACCUGUCAUCAAGAUCCUCACUGAUUGGCUGCGGACGAAUGAAGACUUCAUCAUAAAGACAGCACAGAGUUCUCAGCCACUCUGGGCAAGACUAGCCAGUCUCCUCAACAUGUGUCCCCAUGAAAAGUCACUUGUAAACCAAGAUUGGUGUGGUAGCAUUGCCCUGAGACAGCUCCUUGAGGGUGCUCUCAACAGUGGAAAUGGCAAGACAUGGUAUCAGCCUAUUCCUCUGACUGAAGACAUCGCUAUAUGGACCAUGCCACCUCUUCAGUACCUACAGAAGAAGAUGAAGUUUGGUAUCCAUCAUGACCUGGACCUGACUGCACAAGAAGAGACUGUCAUACGAGUCCUGUGUCUUCGUCAGUUUGGUUACUACCUAAGUAGUAUUAAAGGUAUCAGUCUUUGUUGCGAGGAUGAUCAUUUCAUCAGUGAAGCUGUAGACCAGUCUGAUGAACAAGAGGAUGAAGAACCCCAGCAACAACAGGAUGAUGAAACUCAACAAAGUGGAAAACCUGAAGAAAAAGCAGAUGAUGGAGAAGCAAGGAGACAGCAAGUUAUGAGAGGAAUGGCCCAGCUUAGAUUACAGUCUGAAGUCAGCCAGCUCGAAGGCAGUAUAGAACCUCUUGGCAUGGACACUCUUUCACCAUACCUGAUCCCCGAUACAGCUGUCUUAUCCAAUCAGCUAUCGGUUGUGAGAUCGUUAGUCGCUACAUCACGAUUCAUCUUCAUUAUACCCAAAGCAGUUGUUUCUCAAUUAGAUGUCAACAAGAAAUACCAAUCCAAGGCUCGAGAAGCGAUUAAGUUCAUGGAGAAAGAAUUCCAAAUUGGCAACAGGUACUUAAGAGCACAAAAAGAUAAAGAGAGUCUACGCUUUGAUGACAACUCCAAAGCCAAGAUAGAUGAUGUUAAUGUCAGAACCUUCUGCAGCAUAGCCGAAUGUGCUCACUUCUUUGCUGUUCGCUCCGGGGAUCCCUCCUUGCAUAGCCCUGCCAACCCUACCCCAGGGGGGAUGGUCACCAUUCUCACACAUUCGGAGCCAUCGGACAAUUCCAGGGUGACGGCCACCAUCGACAAGCUCCUCAACGUCGGCGUUGACGUCACCACAGCCAGGGAUUUCCAAGCUAAAUGGCAGGCCCAUACGUGAAGCGAGAUCAGAGGAAGAAAAGAAAAUGCCGCUGCACUGGAGAAGACCAGAGGAGAAUUUCAAGAAGGAUUUGGUGACCUAGAUGACUAAUGACUACAGGAAGGAGGAAUGCUGUUGACUGGAGGGAAAAGGAAGGCGAGAAGCGUCACAGUUCACAUCGUUGCCUGGCUGUGGGUAUGGCUUUCCUCACUCUACAUCAUAAUGUGUACUUACCAUGUCACCCCAUAUGUGACCGGACCACUCAAAAGUUAAAACCACCUAUGAGGGUCAAAUGAGGUCACCAAUGACUUUCUCUUUGUGAAUGAAUGGAUUCCUUAAUAUUGAGGCAUUUAUGGGUGGCAGAUCAGUUCAACUAUGAGUGUUCUUGGCUUGAUGAAAAGGAAUGAAAGAUAGGCAUCGCUGAUUCACAUUGUUACCUGACUUUGGAUGGCUUUGACUCAAUGAGCAUGUCAAUACAUACUAACUGUAUUAUCCCAUAUGUAUGAAUAUCAAGUGAGGUUACUAAUGACUCCAUUCAUGUGUCUGUGCUAAUGAUUGGAUGAAGUUGAAGGAAAUGGGUGGAGCUUGGUUGUUACGAUUGAACACAAUUCUUCCUGAUUGUUUUAAGGAUAUUCUUGGUGUCCCCCCAAAAAUAUACAUUGGAUUAGAUCUAACAAAUCUCACUCUUCAUAUCAAGAUUUUCAUAUAAUAUUGACUUUUUACCUUAAAUAAACAAAUCAAACAAAUAUACCUUCUCAAGCAAGAAAUUGGCUGAAAAUUUCAGGAUAUAAUCUUUAUCAGUGUCUUUCUAAUAUCCAAAACUAAAUCUGUAAGGUAAUUGCUCAAACAGCAAUAUUGAAUGAAAAUAAGGACACUACCAAGAGAGAUUGCUAGAUUUUGAAUUUAAAUCCUAACAGCGGGGAAAAUUCCUGGCAAAAAUAGCAUUCGAUGACUACUAACCUUUUGUGAUAUUGUAACCUUUGAUGAUACUCGCAUAACUGACCCUUUAGUGUUUUCCAUAGCAUUAGACAGACUUUUAUAUUCUAUGCAGAAAUUGAAGGAUUUAAAGGCAAUGAAGGACUCUUGCUGAAAGCCACUGCUAAUUGCAGUGGCAUAUUCAGCCGGGUCGGUACGAUACCAUUUCAGGAGCUGUAUUGUUUAUGCACACUGGUCGGUUCUUCAAAAUAAAUGUCUCAUAUGGCUGGAUUCGUGCUGGAUUGGCCCACCUAGCUCAAUAACUAUCUUCUUCUACACAGGUCUUCUUUUUUUUCUUUUGUUAAUAUUUCUAUACUGCAUUUGCAGUGUUAUUUUGUUUCUCAAAUGUUGGAAAUAAGAUAAGGCUCUUUGAAACUGGACUGCCUUUCAUGCAAAUGAUUAUUAUGCAAUCAUGUUUUUAAUAUCUCAUAUAAAUGUAAUUUGCAGUUUGAUUCUUUUUAUGGUUGGUAUCUUAAACAUUUUAAACACACUGGGAUUUUUUUUAAAUAAUUUUAUCAGCACAAUAGGUUAUGCAUACAUUUUACAUCUCAAACCAUUUACGUUUUAUUUUACAUCAUCAAUAUUUUGUACACUUGGGGUAAUUUCUAUCUGCACAAAACUUGAAUGCAUUACAUCAGGAUGUAGGUCCAAUUUAAAAUCAAUUCUAUGAAAAUUUACCCUAUUAAUUAUGAUUUCAAUUCAUGUGAUUAAUAUAAUAUGGUGCUAUAAGAUGUUAUGUUGAUAUGUAAAAAGGAGAUCAUACCCAUGUAAGCUUCCAAUGUGCAUUGCAUGCCUUGUACUAUUAAAACUUGCCCCUGUCGAUAAAGUUUAAAGUUUGUUUUUAGACUAAACUUCAAUUAAUUUCAUUUGUUAAAACCAUAGAUACUGACAUAUUUAUUGUUUUGAAUAUUAUUUUGCAAUAUCUUCUUAAUGAUGGUUUCAUUAUCAUGAAUAAAGAAUUUAAUUGUAAUUUA